AGAGCAGCUGGAGCGGGGAACCUGACUUGUUGAUUUCCAUCAGUCGGAGGCUGCGGAGGGCGAAGGAGGAGCGGGGAGAUGUGAGCCGAGGCCGGAGGCUGGAGGAGGUCAUCGGGAUCCCUGAGGAGGAAAAUGUCCCUCGCCUGUCGUCUCGGCCGUGCGCUGCUGCCGGAAUGGAGGUGAAGGGGGGAAGGUGACACCUCCACAUGUGACUGCCCUGCCAGCGAGCGAAGACGCCGACCGUUCCCAACCUGCCGGAGCCUUGUUCAUGCCACAGACAUGCCCGGCUGGAUGAACAAGCAUGGGUCCCGAUCGACUACCUCACUGCCGCCCGACCCCAUGGAGAUCAUCCGCAGCAAGGCUUGCUCCCGAAGGGUGAAGCUGAACGUGGGGGGCCUGGCGCACGAAGUGCUGUGGCGGACCCUGGACCGGUUGCCCCGCACCAGACUGGGCAAACUCAGGGACUGCAACACCCACGAGUCCUUGAUGGAAAUCUGCGACGACUACAACCUGGAGGAGAACGAGUACUUCUUCGACCGCCACCCCGGCGCCUUCACCUCCAUCUUGAACUUUUACCGCACGGGGAAGCUGCACAUGAUGGAGGAGAUGUGCGCCCUGUCCUUCAGCCAGGAGCUGGAUUAUUGGGGCAUCGACGAGAUCUACCUAGAGUCGUGCUGCCAGGCCCGGUACCACCAGAAGAAGGAGCAGAUGAACGAGGAGUUGAAGCGGGAAGCGGAGACGUUGCGGGAGAGGGAGGGCGAGGAAUUCGAUAACACUUGCUGCGCGGAUAAGAGGAAGAAACUCUGGGACCUGCUGGAGAAGCCCAAUUCCUCCGUCGCCGCCAAGAUUCUGGCAAUCAUUUCUAUUCUUUUCAUUGUAUUAUCAACAAUUGCCUUGUCACUAAAUACACUUCCGGAACUACAAGGUCUUGAUGAGUUUGGACAGUCGACAGACAACCCUCAGUUGGCGCAUGUGGAAGCUGUCUGCAUCGCCUGGUUUACCAUGGAAUACCUCCUGAGAUUCUUAUCUUCGCCCAAUAAAUGGAAAUUUUUCAAGGGGCCACUUAAUGUUAUUGACCUGUUAGCCAUCCUCCCGUACUACGUCACUAUAUUCCUAACAGAGUCCAACAAAAGUGUACUUCAGUUCCAGAACGUCAGGAGGGUGGUGCAGAUUUUCCGGAUCAUGAGGAUACUGAGAAUCCUAAAGCUGGCACGGCACUCCACAGGCCUGCAGUCUCUGGGUUUCACCUUACGGAGGAGUUACAAUGAACUUGGUCUGCUCAUCCUCUUCUUGGCCAUGGGUAUUAUGAUUUUCUCCAGCUUGGUAUUCUUCGCAGAAAAGGACGAAGAUGAUACAAAGUUCAAAAGCAUUCCAGCCUCUUUCUGGUGGGCGACCAUCACCAUGACCACAGUCGGCUAUGGGGACAUCUAUCCUAAGACUUUGCUGGGGAAAAUAGUUGGCGGAUUGUGUUGUAUUGCGGGAGUGCUGGUGAUCGCUCUUCCCAUUCCUAUCAUUGUAAAUAACUUUUCAGAAUUCUACAAGGAACAAAAGAGGCAGGAAAAAGCCAUCAAGCGCAGAGAAGCUCUUGAGAGAGCCAAACGAAAUGGUAGCAUAGUGUCAAUGAACAUGAAAGAUGCCUUCGCUCGUAGCAUAGAACUGAUGGACGUAGUGGUUGAUAAGACAGAGGAUGGAAAGAAAGAGAAAGUUCAGGAUAACCACUUAUCCCCCACCAAAUGGAAAUGGACAAAAAGGACUCUAUCAGACACGAGUUCUAACAAGUCCUUUGACACAAAAGAACAAGGUUCUCCAGAGAAGAGCCGGUCUUGUUCAAGUCCUCAACACCUUAAUGUUCAACAGCUAGAAGAUAUAUACAACAAAAUGGCAAAGACACAGUCACAGCCCAUUCUAAACUUAAAAGAAGCAAAUCAAUCAGUUAAACAGACAGAGGAGUUGGAAAUGGACACCAUACCUUGUCCAGCUGUCCCUCUGUUGACCACUCACAAGGAGGGAAUCAUUGACAUGAGAAGCAUGUCCAGCAUAGACAGUUUCAUUAGCUGCACUGCCGAAUUUCCAGAAUCGGUUAAGUUUUCACACAGUCCACUGGCAGUCCUACCAUAUAAAAAAGGUAUAAAUACAGGGCAGGAUUCAACAGGUGGGCGUGAAAGAACCUUGAACUUUGACAUCAGCAGAGAGAGCUUUGGCGAAAUUAGUCCUAAAACUGAUAGAGGUCGACACACUGCAUACAUUUUGGAAAGUCCAAAAAGUUUAGUAAAAGUUAGAAAUCCUUUACUGCUGAGAUCCCUAAAAGUCAACUUUCGAGAAGGUGACACAAGGACACUGGUGCCUGCACCAAACAUAACAAGCCCCGUAGAGCAUAGGCAAAGCCAUUCCAAGUUAGAAAGUUCCUACUUUUCUGACCAGUCAGUCCGUAGCCCAGAGACAUCUCUGUACACAACGGCAAGCACUAGAACCCCUUCCAGGUCGCCAGAGAAACACAUGGCAAUCGCAUUCACCUUUCACGAUGCUAACGUACACAAGUAUAUUGAUGCUGACACAGAUGAUGAGGGGCAGCUUCUGGAUGGCCUGGAUUCAUGCCCCUCCAAAGAGCUGCUAGGGACUAUGAGUCCAAAAUACAAUAUCACAAAUAGCGGUCAUCGGAAACAAAGAGAGAGCAUCCAUCGAACAGAAAAAAACCACUUAGAGAGUGGCGCAUUAUCCAGUUCCUCCAGGUACUUAGGACAAAACUGCGUUUACUCCACAGAUGGGAUUACUGGAAGCAGUCGAGAACCCGUCAAGAUAGAUAACCACAUCUCCCCGGAGGUCCAUGUUCUGCCAGGCGGGGGUGGACUUUCUAACACACGUGACCCCCGAUUCUGACGUGUUAAGACACUGUGAGAAUUGAGAUGCUCAUAUGUGCACAUUGAGCUUAUGCAUGGCAUUGAUUACUAGCAUCCUCUCCCCUUAGUGUGAGGGAGAGACGAGAGGAAGCCUCGGGGCCACGUCUCCUCUCAACUGGACCGAACCGAGCUAGGAGUGUCACCGAGCAUUCAGAUAGGAAACUGCAGUGACUCCAUCUCCUAUUAAAAACUUCUCUUUCUUGAAAGCCAUUGUGACCAAAUAUACCCCUACUGACAAUGAACUGCUUUUUAUUUUAUUGUAUACAAACUUUUACUGCUUUCCAGUGAAGGUAAGAGAAAAAAAAAAUGAAAUUCAGAGAUUUUUCUGGAGUCCGUGCAUCAAAGCAUCUUAUGCAGAUUUCCCAGAUUCGGGGUAAAGUGCGGAGCUUCUCCAUAGUUAACACAGACAAGGCGAGUUGCAUCAGUUGUUCGGGAAUUUGUACGCCAAACGUGGGAGACGACUGUGCAUUGUCUUAAAGGGGGUGACUAUGAAUAAUCAGGGCAUUACAUGUUCAAAGGGGGUUGGGGAAUUUGCUGACCGUAAAAAGGCAAACAAUUCAUUUUGUAGCAUAUUUACCAUUGCUAGCUGCAUUUCUCUCGAAUAUAUAUAUAUA
Messenger RNA from Rana temporaria (common frog), 3511 nucleotides. It is a transcript of the gene KCNB1, whose product is annotated as potassium voltage-gated channel subfamily B member 1. Gene Ontology annotation, cellular component: voltage-gated potassium channel complex; membrane. The record is from RefSeq and is a predicted model, not a curated record. Lineage: Eukaryota; Metazoa; Chordata; Amphibia; Anura; Ranidae. Gene Ontology annotation, molecular function: protein binding; delayed rectifier potassium channel activity. Gene Ontology annotation, biological process: potassium ion transmembrane transport; protein homooligomerization. The transcript has 3 exons. The coding region runs from base 280 to 2877 and encodes 865 amino acids.